AUGUCUUUCUUCCACUACCUCUGCACCACGUUCUCCCCUUGUUCCAGUCAAAGAUUUUUUCCCGGUGGCACGUUCCAGAGAAAGGCUGAUACUCUCCUGCUGGGGCGGAACAGACAGCUAAAUAAAAGAAACCAGAAGCGAGAUCCUACUUCCUUCGGAAUAGGAGUUUUGCCCUCCCCUCCCGGCUAUGCCUUGUAUUUUAAGAGUGGCGUUUUUCUCCUUACACUGACAUGCCUUGAAUUGGAACGUUAUCUUCAGACAGAGCCAAGGAAGAUCUCAGAGAACUUUGGUGAGGAUUUGGACUGUUUCCUUCACACCUCCUCUCCUCCAGGCUCAGAGGACAGUAUCCGACGGCUGGACCCCAUCCUGUUGCCAGUGGAGACGAGUACAUGCGACAAAAGCACCAACAUGGACCUUAUCCUCUCACGGGACAAGCUGCUGUCUGAGACGUGCCUCAGCUUGCAGCCCACCGGCUCUUCCAUAGAGGGUUACGCCGCUGUCAACCAGGCCCAACUCAACGCAGUGACCUCAUUAACGCCCCCUUCCUCUCCUGAGCUCAGCCGCCAUCUGGUAAAAACCCCACAAACUCUCUCCGCAGUGGACGGCACGGUGACGUUGAAACUGGUGGCCAAGAAGGCGUCGCUCACCUCAGUCAAGGUGGGAGUGGCGGCGGUGGCAGCAGGAGGCACGAUAAAGAGUGGGCAGAAUGACAGCGAGCAAGGAGGGGCAGGGGCCGAGGCAUCCCCGGAAAACAAGAAGAGGGUUCAUCGCUGUCAGUUCAAUGGGUGCCGGAAGGUUUAUACAAAGAGCUCCCACUUAAAGGCUCAUCAGAGGACUCACACAGGUGAGAAGCCUUACAAGUGCUCGUGGGAAGGGUGCGAGUGGCGUUUUGCACGAAGCGACGAGCUCACAAGGCACUACAGGAAACACACAGGGGCAAAACCCUUUAAAUGCAACCAUUGUGACAGGUGUUUUUCCAGGUCUGACCAUCUUGCCCUCCACAUGAAGAGACACAUCUAAGUACCUAAAAUCAGUCAGCAUGGCAUAGAUGUCAGCUGAGCUAAAAGACAUGGCAUGAAGGGUGGAACUCGGUUAUAACCCGCUGCCUUGCAGAAGAAGAGAACUUGAUCACAUGUAAACCUCUGUACACAGACCACACACUCACAC
Emys orbicularis (European pond turtle) is the source of this 1167-nucleotide messenger RNA. RefSeq names its product KLF transcription factor 7 (gene KLF7). Bases 1 to 1020 code for a protein of 339 amino acids. The transcript has 4 exons. The record is from RefSeq and is a predicted model, not a curated record. NCBI's taxonomy places the organism in Eukaryota, Metazoa, Chordata, Testudines, Emydidae. Gene Ontology annotation, molecular function: RNA polymerase II cis-regulatory region sequence-specific DNA binding; DNA-binding transcription factor activity, RNA polymerase II-specific. Gene Ontology annotation, biological process: regulation of transcription by RNA polymerase II.